Messenger RNA from Macadamia integrifolia, 1083 nucleotides. RefSeq names its product patatin-like protein 2. The record is from RefSeq and is a predicted model, not a curated record. Lineage: Eukaryota; Viridiplantae; Streptophyta; Magnoliopsida; Proteales; Proteaceae. Bases 71 to 835 code for a protein of 254 amino acids. The transcript has 5 exons. Gene Ontology annotation, molecular function: monoacylglycerol lipase activity; glycerophospholipase activity. Gene Ontology annotation, biological process: lipid metabolic process.
CGUGGAAGCCUUGAGGGAACUUCUACAACCAAAAUACAAUGGUACAAACUACUACAAAGUAGUGAGAGAAAUGAUAGGAGGAAUUCGAUUGGAUGAGACAGUAACCAAUGUGGUUAUCCCAACCUUCGAUAUGAAACUUCUCAAACCAACCAUCUUUACUUCUUCCCAGGCAAAACGUGAUGAAUCUAUGAUGGCGUUGCUAUCAGAUGUGGUCAUUGGCACUGCUGCCGCUCCAACUCUUUUCCCACCAUAUAGCUUCCAGAUUACCACAUCGGAAGGAGUCACCACUAAAUUUAACCUCUAUGAUGGUGGUCUGGUAGCUGGAAAUCCUACAUUGGUUGCUCUAACUGAAACGGUAAAGGAGAUGAAUGGGAACGUGGAUUAUACAAAGUUUCGGGUUCUCUCUCUUGGCACAGGAACAGAAGAGUUCCAAGGAUAUGAAGCUGAUAGUCACUGUUGGGGCAAAGUUGCUUUAAAAUAUCUAUUAUAUGAUCCAAUACUCUCGACUGCCGGAGAACGCAUGGCUGAAGUAUAUGCUGGCAUGCUUCUCCGAACUGAUAUUUACCCAAACAACUAUAUACGGAUACAGAUUGACACCUUAAACAGCACUGAAAAUAACAUGGAGGAUCCAAGCACUGAAAACCUUCAGAAUCUUGUGGAAAUAGGAGAAAAACUCUUGAACCAAACUCUUACUAGGUACGACCCAAGUACUGGUAGGUUUCUACCAGUUAGUAAUGGUGUCACAACUCGGCAGUCUCUCCUUAGGUUUGCAGAAGAAUUAUCUGCUGAGAAGAAACGGCGUGAGACUAAGCGCAAAUUAUUUGGAGCCAUAUGAUAUUCCCUGCUGCUCUUUAGUACUUAUUUAAGACACGAUUAGAGCUAAGUUAGCAAAUAGUUGUUCUAAAUAAAACCAUGUCAAGAAAUAAAGGGAAGGGAAGGGAACCUUGAGAAGCCCUAAUAGUGUGUGUUUAUGUUUGGACAUUUGGUGAUGGAUACACCACAUCUGCAUAUAUGUUUGCCAUAUUUACUACUUAAUAUUGUAAUAUCAAUAAAAUUCAGGAGUGAUUUAUCAGCUUGGAUUUA